AUGUCGUCCAGUAACAUCGACCAUAUGUCCAUCCUCGCCCCUGAAAAGCACUUCGAGCCUCUUGUCGAAUGGUAUAAGAAGGCUCUUUCACCACUAGGCUACAAGGAAAUCAUGCGGUUCCCUGGUAUGGUCGGACUGGGCAGCGAGUUUCCUGACUUCUGGAUCACCCAGAAGGAGACGCCGAUUCCGUCGGGGUUUCAUUUUGCCUUUUCUGCUCCGAACCAUGCUGCUGUCGAUGCUUUCCACAAGGCUGCGGUCGACGCUGGGGGCACCAGCAAUGGCAAGCCUGGGUUGAGACCAGAGUAUCAUGAGCAUUACUAUGGGGCAUUUGUUUUGGAUCCAAUUGGAAAUAAUGUGGAGAUGGUUAUCCAUUGUCCCGCCGAAGACCAGAAGAAGUAG
Penicillium canescens is the source of this 399-nucleotide messenger RNA. Its product is annotated as VOC family protein. The transcript has 3 exons. The record is from RefSeq and is a predicted model, not a curated record. Bases 1 to 399 code for a protein of 132 amino acids. Lineage: Eukaryota; Fungi; Ascomycota; Eurotiomycetes; Eurotiales; Aspergillaceae.